Messenger RNA from Scomber japonicus (chub mackerel), 1978 nucleotides. It is a transcript of the gene asb1, whose product is annotated as ankyrin repeat and SOCS box containing 1. NCBI's taxonomy places the organism in Eukaryota, Metazoa, Chordata, Actinopteri, Scombriformes, Scombridae. The transcript has 5 exons. Gene Ontology annotation, biological process: intracellular signal transduction; protein ubiquitination. Bases 160 to 1209 code for a protein of 349 amino acids. The record is from RefSeq and is a predicted model, not a curated record. Gene Ontology annotation, cellular component: ubiquitin ligase complex. Gene Ontology annotation, molecular function: protein binding.
UCCACACUGUCAACUUUGUUUAUUUUGAUGCCUCCUGUCUGAUUCAGAUCGUCGUGGUGUCGGGGAGUCAGUGUCUGUGGCAACUCCACCGCUUUUAAAAUCAAAGCACUUAUAGUUUGAGGGUUGGUUUUUUUUUGGAGGGUGUGACAUUUCAGGAGCAUGGCCGAGGGUCCAGAGGCUGAUGUUGACGACCCGCCUGGUAACAGUGUCCCACCGCUCAUCACUGUUUCUGAUCUGCCCAGUGCCACUGCUGCAGGCCGAAACUUAAAGGAAUGGCUGCAGGAGCAGUUCUGUGACAAGCCUCUGGAGCAGGAUGACAUGCGGCUCCACAAUGCGGCCUACGUCGGAGAUCUGGACACCCUGAGGAACCUGCUGCAGGAAGACAGCUUCAAACAGCGUAUCAAUGAGAAGUCUGUGUGGUGCUGCGGCUGUCUGCCCUGCACCCCUCUGCGGAUUGCAGCCACAGCAGGGCACGCUCCCUGCGUUGCCUAUCUGAUCGCCCAGGGAGCCGAGGUGGACCUAGUUGAUGUAAAAGGCCAAACGGCUCUCUACGUAGCUGUGGUUAACGGUCACCUGGAAUGUGUCCGGAUCCUCCUUGAAGCCGGAGCUGACCCCAAUGGAAGCCGCCACCACCGUAGUACCCCGCUGUACCACGCUGCACGGGUGGGACGGCUGGACGUACUGCAGGAGCUCAUUAGGUUCAAAGCUGAUGUUGACAUGGACCACCAGCUGGGUCCCCGGCUCCUCUUAAGUGCCCGCACUCUCAACACAUUAGUGGUGUGUCCUCUCUACAUCAGUGCUGCCUAUCACCACCUCCACUGCUUUCGGGUGCUGCUCCAGGCUGGUGCUCAGCCUGACUUCAACUACACGGGACCAGUUUGCCACGAAGCUCUGACCCGCGGCCUGGCCUCCUGCCUGCUGGAUGCAGUUCUGCGACAUGGAUGUGAGGUGGGAUUCAUCCGCCUGCUGCUGGACCACGGGGCUAACCCGGCCCUCGUGCCCUGGGAAUCAGAGCUUGAGGCUCCUAACCGGAGGAAGGUGGAUCCAGAGGCACUCAGGGUCUUCCUGGAGGCGAGGAGAAUCCCUCGUAGGCUGACGCACCUGUGUCGGAUCAGGAUCCGUAGAGCAAUGGGCAAAAGCCGUCUAAACAACAUACCAUCAUUACCACUGCCACAACCCAUCAAGAACUUCCUGCUUCACGAAAACUGACAUGCCCCUCCUCUUCUUCAAAGCUAUUCCAACCCAAACCUUAAAAAAACACCAUUGUCAAUCUCAAAGACAAGCCAUAGGAUACAGAUCCCAGUUCACUAAAUGCUUAUUAUUUUCUAAUUAUACACAGUUAAUAACGUUUUUUUUUCCAAAUAUUUUGAAGAUCACAGAUAUGUAACACUCUACCUAUUACUAUAAUAAUAUUGAACUUAUCAGAGCAAGCUUAAUAUGUCCUGACUUGUGGUAACUGUAGGUGUAUUGUACAUGUUAGUAAUCCCCUCACUCUGGCUUAACAAGUGGCAAAAUGUGCAGCAGCCAACUCAGUAUGUUUAAUACUGUAGAUCACCUACAUUACAAGUGAUCAAUAAUAUUAAAAAGAAAAGUGAAAGAAUGAAAAGCAAAAUCAAUUCAAGGUCCUGGAUCCUAACUGAAAAUUGUGUAGAUGGAGAAAAGUUCACAUGUUUAAUGUCUAAUCAGUGAUUUAUGUGUCUGUGUCAUAAAAUGAUGAGGGAGAUAUGUAACACGUAAAUUUAGCACUGAAUAAGCACAUUUUACUAAACUUCAGAUGACAGUGAUAUCGGUUUAUUUAUUAUGCAGAAAGCUGCUGUGAGUCUAUGGAGUUAAUGUCUACUGUGCCUGUGUGCUCCUCAGCUUCUUCUUUUUUUCUCUCUAUCUCUCUCUCAUACAUUUUUACUGUUCAAUGCAUUAUGUCAUUGUACUUUGCUUUGUAUAUCUCUUUAUUUGCAUACAGUAAAUGUGCAAUAAUCCU